This is a messenger RNA of Mycena citricolor, 3180 nucleotides long. The record is from the annotation of a GenBank genome assembly. NCBI's taxonomy places the organism in Eukaryota, Fungi, Basidiomycota, Agaricomycetes, Agaricales, Mycenaceae.
CGGCUACCAUCAUGGACUGGGGGUCCUCAUCCUUCUUGAGGCUUCUACUCGACAACCCAGAUGACGACGAUCGAAAUGGACCGCCCCCAGGCAGUCCCCCAACGAUGACAUUCGAAGGGCCCUGGUUCACAACACAGAUCAUCAUGUCUGGGACGAUAGGGCUGUUCUCUUUCCUUGUGUUCUCCUAUUGCCGAACUCGGUGGCCCAUCCUAUUCGCUCCGCGCACGAAGCUCAAGGGCUUCUCGCCUCAUGAAGCGCACGCUCACCAAGCUUUCUUUGGAUGGAUUCUGCCCACCAUUCGCACCUCGGAAUUCACCGUCCUUCAGAUCGUUGGACUCGACGCCGCCGUGCUGCUCAGCUUUUACAAGAUGGCCUUCAAACUCUUCUCUGUCUGCUCAUUUUUUGCUUUGACUAUCUUGAUGCCCAUCAACUGGAUGCAUAAUAAGGAACUAGGUGACGACGAAGACUGGGGCGACGACACAGACGACUGGCCUAGUCUUUUCGGCAGCACACUUAGCAAUAGGCCAUUGUUCCGCAUCGCCUCCUUCGCGCCGAAUGGAAGCACGAAUGGAACUGUUCCCAAUCCAGAUGGAUCGAAUUGGCUCGACUUGAUCAGCGAAGCCAACUCAUACCUGUCCCUCUAUCUCAUAUUCACGUAUCUUUUCACUCUCCUCGCGCUCUUCUUCAUCUAUAAAAAUUAUCGCCGAUUCAUUCGUUCUCGCCAGCUUUACUCUCUGGAGCUGGUGCACUCCAUUCCUGCCAGAACGGUCAUGGUCUCAAACCUUCCCCGGCAUCUCCUUGGAGAAAGGGCUCUUGCCGAAUACUUCGAAAACAUGGAUCUCAGCGUUGAAAGCGUUACCCUGUGCCGCGAGGUUAGCUCUCUCAAGAGACUUAUCGACAAACGGACGGAAGCUCUCUUGGCGCUCGAAAGCGCCUGGACGAGUUACGUUGGCAAUCCGAGUGCAGUGGAGGAAUACGACCCGGAAGCGAGUGGAGGUCCUCUGGUGGAUGUCGAGUCUGGUCCGCAGCAACGACUGGUGGUGCCUCAUCGACCGAGACCGACGAUAAGGCCACGAUGGUUUGGACCGAAAGUGGAUGCAUUGGAGUAUCUUGAGACGGAGUUCAAAGACAUCGACGAGAAGGUCCGAAAACGACGUCUGGCAAAAUUCAAAGCUACGCCUGUUGCUUUCGUGACUUUUGAGAAGAUGUCGUCUGCACAAGUCGCGCUUCAAGUCGUUCACGCCUCAGCACCGUUGCGGUGCAAGACGUAUCCAGCACCCGAGCCCCGUGAUAUCGUAUGGUCUAACAUGACGCCAUCACAGCUGAACAUUCAGACUCGCGACGUAUUCGUUCUGGGCAUGAUCGUGCUCCUCUUCUUCUCGUGGAUCUUCCCAAUCACGGCGCUUGCCAGUCUGCUCAGUUACACUGAGAUCAAGAAGACGAUGCCCUGGCUCGGGAGGCUGAUUGACAGCAAUGACAAAGUACGGGCCAUCGUGCAGAACUCGCUGCCAUCAGUUGGUGUGAUCUCCCUCAAUGCGUUUCUUCCUUUCCUCCUCGAAGCCUUGACUUAUCAGCAAGGCUAUCGAGCACGUAGUUGGAUCGAAUAUUCAUUGUUGAAAAAGUAUUUUCUAUUCCUCCUCAUCAAUGUCGUGUUCAUCUUCCUAUUGGCGUCUACUUACCUCCAAUUGGUUUAUGAGCUGGCGAAUUUCCCUGCCAAAAUCCCAGAAAAGUUGGCCAAGGCGCUCCAGGCCGGGAAAGCUCGUAACUUCUUCCUUUCAUAUGUCAUUCUGCAAGGGCUUGGUAUCAUGCCGCUUCAACUGUUGAAUCUGGGUGUGACGAUUCCCCGAUUCUUCCGUCUGUUUGUGACACGCACGCCACGGGAUUUCGCCGAGCUGAACGCACCGCCAAUGAUCAACUAUGGGAUCGUAUAUCCUCAAUCGAUCCUCAUGUUUGUCAUCACCAUGCUCUACAGCGUGACACAGCCCUUGAUUCUCAUUUUCGGAGCCAUCUACUUUGGCGUGGCAUAUGUGGUCUACAAAUACAAACUUCUGUUUGUCUUCUACAAGCCAUACGAAUCACAAGGUCAAGCGUGGCCGCUGACCUUUGUGCGCUUGAUCUGGGGUGUCAUGAUCUUCCUGACGUUUAUGACUGGUUUCUUCUUGCUCCAAAACACUUACGCAAGCUCGAAGCUGUCGUACAUCAUCACAAUCCUUCUGAUCCCGCUCCUCGCCGGCACAGUCCUCUGGUCGUGGUACAUCGAGAAGGAGUUCAAGCCCCUCAGCGACUUUGUGGGUCUGAGUUCUGUGCACGAAGUCGAGCGCGGCCAAGAGUCAGCUGAUGUGGCUCGCUUGCAUGAAGGUCAUCCAGUCACGUGGUCCCAAAGCAAUCUUAAUAAGAGAAGAUAUGCUCAGAAUGAUGACACUCUUUACGUCGCACCCGAGGAUGAACGCACCGAUUAUUCGCAACCACCCAUGACGAACUGGUACCAGGGAGUGCUGAACACCGGCAAGAGACGAUAUGCGCAUCCAGCAUUGAAUGGGGUGCUGCCCCAGCCAUGGCUGCCACUGAAGAAGGGCCAGAUCCUUUCCACGAGCAACGACCCACGCAGCAUGGCAGGUCGCCAACCGAAAGAGAACAACGGACAGGCCGUUGUACUCACUCUCCGCAAGCGGGCCAGUGCUCGCCGACGGACGCAGAGCGAGGUCAUCGAGGAUGGGGUCGAGUCUGUUACUGCGCCUAGUGAAACAUCUGGGCCGAGCAGCAGCAACCCAUGGCAGGCCGAGCCGCGACGGACAUCUGCUCCGCUCAGUCAUCGUCUCAGUUUCGAUCCUGCCUCGGGUGUGAUCAAUCUCCCGGACGAUGAGGAUUGGCUGCUGGAAGACGAAGAGGACAGCGAUGAAGAUGACUAUGGGACUCAACAAGGGGGGCUGGAGAACUCAGUCCCAUCAUUGGCCGAAACCAACGCCAACGAUUCAGUGCUUGGAGCCGGUGUGAGUUCCAGUCCAAACACCUCGCCGUCCAGACUGUCACGGUACGGUACAUACUUCCAUCAUCCAGAGCGGAGAAGACAAGUUAUCCCUGGCGCGUUUCCACGCUGAGAUACCCUCUAUACAGUACACAUCUUAUAGUAGAUAUCACCAGUAUCUAGGGUGGCGUCAGCAUCAAAUGGGGAGCAUCAGG